This is a messenger RNA of Ilyonectria robusta, 2181 nucleotides long. RefSeq lists its product as uncharacterized. The record is from RefSeq and is a predicted model, not a curated record. The transcript has a single exon. NCBI's taxonomy places the organism in Eukaryota, Fungi, Ascomycota, Sordariomycetes, Hypocreales, Nectriaceae. Bases 98 to 1801 code for a protein of 567 amino acids.
GGAAUCUCUUCAGGGUUCAUAUAAAUUAGCAGAGGGACCCAAAGCUCGGACUCACUCCUGGACCACAAAUCUCUGUAAUUUCCCAGUGUCGAUCGCAAUGGUUCUCCCCUGGUGUUUAUCCUGGUCUCACCAGAGCUACUGGGAUGAGUUUUCCCUGAAGGGGCUCAAGAUCAAAGCCAAAAAGCCGAAAAACGACGCUUUCCAGGGUGGUCCAGCUGGGAUUCCCCCGUACUUCUGGAACAAGGGCCUCCGGAACCGUUUCAAGAGGCUUCUAGGUCGGAAGCUGAGACGAGACCCUUUCCCUGUGUACGCGGGUUACUCAGAAGCGAGAAGUCUGAUUGGAGAUGGGACUGUGGCUGAAUUGGAAGCCCUGUCCCUUGAGGCUCGAGACUUGGUGAUCCAAGUGUUUGAAGAUGCCAAAGACGCCAAAGACGCCACCGAGGCGUCUGACAGAUCGGCACUAGACGAAGCGUCGUCGUUGUCCUCCACAGAAUCAGGACCCCGGCUAGUCUCUCUGCGGCUGUCGUCUGACCUCGAGAGCUGGAAAACAUCUCAACACGCAGCUGGCAACAUCUUGCCGCCGAAAGGACACGGGUUGGCGCAGGCUUCAGACACGCUGCUGGAAAUAUUCGGAGCAGCAGGCUGGCCCGAAGCCUUGAAGACGAACAAUGCGCUCUUCGGCUGUGGCAUCGCCAGCUUGCUGAUGGGAGCAGCCGACGCGCCAACCAUGUUCUCCAACUACGUGACUGACAUGGCCUUCUACUACGAGCACGGCUACAACUACGUCUUCCCGUCGCUAGAGCCGCUCUUCGAGAAAGGCCUAGACGAUCCGCAUGCGCUACGGACUCCAGGGGGGAGACAGCGGCGUGGCGCCGUCCGCGCUGGCAAGCGCUACGUCCAGGGCAAGAUCGCGCUAGAGAAAGAUCACAAGGCCGGUUUGACGAACCGAUCGGCGCGACUAAGCCGGAAGACGGCGCAAAUCAUCUCCCUGUCGGAGAGCAGCCUGCUGGGAAUGGCGGCCGAGGCGAUAGCGCGUGGCUUCGACGGUGCCGCCGUCAUGAGCGACUUGGUGUUUAGCUCGCCGGGCACCGAUGUUGUCGACGUGGGGUGUGACUUGGUUAAUUCCGAGGUCAUGAACUCGUUUCUGAAUGUGACGGACAUCACCGACACUGGCAUCGUGAGCGAAGAGGUGCUGCGCCGCGUGUACGAUGCCUACGCCGCCACGGGAGCCCGCAUGUUGACGCAGAGAUGGCAUGAGCCCGUGGCCAGAAUGUGCGCCGCCCUGUAUACAUGGCAUAUUCAAAACGACCGCCACAUGUUCUUCCGCCGCGCUCUUCUGGGCUGGUCCAAAGCCCGGAAAACGCCGGCCAAGCCUCAGUGCGAGGCGGAUUUCGACGAGGUGUUUGACAAGACGUACCGCACUACAGGCUUCUCGAGACCUCUUGAUCCCAAAUAUGCGUGCUCCGGCGAAGACACGUGUGAUCACGUCGGUCAUUUCCUCCAGCGCCAUGAGGAUGAGCCAAUACUCAAGGAGCUCUGGUGGUUUCUUGUCUUAGGCCCGUUGGAGUAUAUCAGGGGAGGCCAGGUUGAUGAACGGCGCGAGCAAGACCUUGCUGAGGGCUCGCGGCUACGGAUGGCCAAGCUGUUCACGCGAGGUCGAGUACUGGAAAUGGUCUGGCUUAUUGCUCAUGCGAACCACCAUGCCUGGCAGGUCAAUUACCUGUUUGAGGCCGCCAUGUUCGGCAGUAUACUUGACGGGGGCACACUUGCUGGCAAGCUGGACAGGCAGGAAGAGAGCUAGUUCUGGCACAUGGAGCUUAUGUUCUUGGCCUUCCAAUUGGCCAUGAUGUUUGCUCAGGACUGAGGUCUAACCGGCCUUGUGGGAGUCUCGUCAUGUUGUAGAACGAGUCGGUGGUGGGAAUCGGUGUGAUUUAUCGUUCAACUGCAUGUAGGCUGCGAGUUCUGGACUAUUGUCCUCGGAGGCUGGGAGGCAUCAUUGCUUUCUACGCUUAGCGUUGUGAAUGGAAUUUUUUUUGGCUUCAACCGUCCCUGAAUGACAACCGAUAGUGUCCCGACGAUUUGACGAGGUGACGUUUCAUAUAUGCUGUACCGGGGAAGUGAAUGAGUAGCUAUGACGAGCAUGAAGUUGGAGACCGCUCUAGCGAUAUAAUAAACUGAUUU